AUGCUUCUUCAUGGCGGUGUACGGCAUCUGUUUAACGUGUUACGGAAAUUUGGCAACUGUCCGAAUUCGAGGUUGAGCGUUUCGCACUUGAAUCAUCGAUCUCUGCUGAAACUCACCGGUCGCGAUGCGCUGUCUUUCCUGCAAGGUUUGCUAUCGAACGACGUCAGUGUGCUAGAGUCUUCGAGUACCCAUCUGUCGCAGUCGCUUCAUGCCUACCUCUUGAAUCCCUACGGCAGAAUCGUGUACGAUCUCAUUCUGUACGGCAGUACCGCUGAAGAAGAGCGGUGUAUACUCCUCGAAUGUGAUCGACGCAUAGUUUCGGAGCUGGGUCGCAUACUCAGGCGGUAUGUAUUGAGGAAGAAUGUGAAUAUCCAGAACGAUGACCGCGGUUUGUUUGCUUUGCUCCCUUCCUCCGAAUCUGAGUUUCAAGUCAAGAACAGUCUAGAAAUUUACGCUGAUCCAAGGUCGCCCUCACUCGGCUGGCGACUUAUUUGUGACGUCGCGAAGAUGAAUAGCAUGGGCGGUGUCAAAUCUGUUGAUUUGCAAGAGUACCAUAGAAAGAGAUGUAUGCUCGGAAUUCCCGAGGGCAUCGACGACCUUCCUCCUGGCGCUUGCUUUCCGUUUGAGUCAAACGGUGACUACCUUAACGCGAUCAGCUUCGACAAGGGAUGUUACAUUGGCCAAGAAUUAACGGCACGGACUUACCACACGGGGGUGGUACGAAAACGACUGUUUCCUAUAGUAUUUGAUUCAAUGGACGAAGUGUUUCUCGAGCAAGUCCGCGCAGGUAGUCAUGUGCUGAUGACCUUCCAGAACGAGUACAUGGGCAAAGUCAGAAAUUUGUACAGUUCCGUAGGGCUAGCACUGGUGAAUGUGGAUAAAGCAUUGACGAAAGCCAGGGUCUACGUCCAACUUACGGAACAAAUUGUGAUUGCGGCUUCUGUUAAGAUUCCGUGUUGGUUUAGGCAACCGGGGACUGAACAGGUACAUGCGUAG
Molecule: messenger RNA, 996 nt
Organism: Soboliphyme baturini
Lineage: Eukaryota; Metazoa; Nematoda; Enoplea; Dioctophymatida; Soboliphymatidae
Source: the annotation of a GenBank genome assembly